This is a messenger RNA of Mesocricetus auratus (golden hamster), 701 nucleotides long. Its product is annotated as resistin-like alpha. The transcript is spliced from 3 exons. Gene Ontology annotation, molecular function: hormone activity. The record is from RefSeq and is a predicted model, not a curated record. Bases 225 to 560 code for a protein of 111 amino acids. Gene Ontology annotation, cellular component: extracellular region. NCBI's taxonomy places the organism in Eukaryota, Metazoa, Chordata, Mammalia, Rodentia, Cricetidae.
UUGGAAACCUUUCUGAUUUUUGUGAGUGAAUCUGCUCUGCGGAAACUCUCUUUGCUUCAGCAAACAGCUAGAAUAGUUGCAGCAUGGUCGCUUUGUUCUUCCCUCCCUACUGUCUAUAGAGUAUAACUCUCUCCUCUUAUCCCUCACAGCUAGCUACUCCAGAGCUCAGUGAUCUCAUCUUCUUUGGCUUUUUCUUCCAACCCCAAGUCACUGACAUUCAUAAGAUGAAGACUAAAACCUGCUCCCUUCUCAUCAUCAUGUCCCUUCUUCAACUGAUAGUCCCAGUGAAUACGGAAGAGACCUUAGACUCUGUCAUGAAGAAGCUCAAGGAAGCUCUCAAUCGUCUAGAGCAUCCUCCCUCCACUGUGACUAAGAGUCUCUCCUGUACUACUGUCAAAGCUUCGGGUACAUUGGCUUCCUGCCCACCUGGUAUGAUUGCUACUGGUUGUUCUUGUGGCUUUGCUUGUGGAUCUUGGAAUGUCCAGAACGAAAAUAUUUGCCACUGCCUGUGUCCAAUCAUAGACUGGACUGUUGCCCGCUGCUGCCAACUGAGAAAAUGAGGAAGCUGAGAAUCCAGUUUUGAAAUGAUUAUUCUAACAAAACUACGAUCCCACCCAGGAAAUCUGACUCAUUGUCCUUGUGAUGAAUUUAUAUUACACAGUAAUCCUGCUUUUUAAGCAAUAAAGACAGAUUUGAACUCA